This is a messenger RNA of Prorocentrum cordatum, 624 nucleotides long. Lineage: Eukaryota; Dinophyceae; Prorocentrales; Prorocentraceae. The record is from the annotation of a GenBank genome assembly.
AUGGUCUACGUCGAUGUGGACUCCGAGCCGUCCCAGAAGCAGAUCCGGGACCAGCUCAGCGCCCUCAUGAAGUCCCGGGGACCGCUCGCGAUGAUCAACAGCCCGGCCCUGGCGGUCAUCGACGCGCAGAUCGCGGAGAAGAAGGCGUCCUUGUACGCGUCCUGGCCGCCGGGCCAGCAGCUCGACGGUCUCCGGCAGGUGAUCACCCGGGCGGAGAAGCGCCUCCAGCAGGCCCACGAGGACAUGCAAGCGGCUCAGGAGAGGAUCAAUGCGGAGCAGGCCGCCUUGACGGCCUACCGGGCGGACCUCAUGGAGCUCACGAAGAACACCUACGUGGACACGAUUCUCGACCUUGCGCGGCAGAUCAGGGGAGGCACGGAGAUGCCGAGGGACGCCUUGGCAUCGGCAUUGGAGGGGAUGACGCUCCCUCCGCCAGCCCCCAUGCCGCCCGAUGCCCCGGAACCAGCGCCCCCGGCGUCGGACGUGAUGCAGGACGAUUCCGAGACCCCGCAGCCUGCUGCUGGAAACUCGGGGCCUUCGCGGAGGCUGCACGGGAAGACCAUCGUGGAGACGCCGUGCCCUCAGGGGUUUCUCGUCCCCUCCGUGGCCACGCCUGGGACGUGA